AUGAGGCAGAUAGUACACCUGUACACCCUGGUUCGCUGGGCAAAACAGAAUAGCCCAGCUUAUACAGCCGUAAAUCAAGACUUAUUUGUGAAUUUCAAAGCUUGGCUACAUACUAAAAACUGGAUAAAAGAUACAAAUUCAGAGAAAAUUUCUUGGAAUAAGAUAAGAGAAGUAAAAGUGCAAUGGAAUAAUCCAGACAUUAUUGAAUUUAAAUACGAUUUUUUUGAAGAAAAUUAUAGAAAACUGAACUGUGGCCUGAAUUUGAAAUUGACUAGAGGGAGGAAAAAGAAGGCACAAGAACCAAAACUAGAUAAGUUGUACAAUAAUCCUAUUUCUAUCACCGAAGUGAAAUAUAAAGACUUGGUUAGUUUAUGCGAUACAAUGAUUAUCCCAAAAAAAUACGAGUAUCAUGACUUCUACAAGAAUCUUAAGCAUAGUAAAGAAGAACAGGGUGAUGACGAAGAAGAUUAA
Molecule: messenger RNA, 471 nt
Organism: Parnassius apollo (apollo)
Lineage: Eukaryota; Metazoa; Arthropoda; Insecta; Lepidoptera; Papilionidae
Source: the annotation of a GenBank genome assembly